GUAUCUUGCCAGCUGGUACAUUUGCCAGGUGACUCAUAUCUCAUCUCUUAUCCAAUUGAAGUUCAUCCAGCUUUCCACCAGGAUAACGCCAGGCAGCGAAUUGCAGGAGGGUGUGACGUGUUUUACAGUGCGCCAAAGAAAAGCCAAACGAACAUAUAUUUGAACGACGAUCGCUCAGUGAUCGGUGCUCGUGUGUGACAUCUCCAGACCCAACGAUGGGGUUGCUUCGACGGAACAGCUUAAACAUCGGCAAAUGGUUCCCGGCUGGUGCGCAAAGCCCACCACCACCAACCGGAACCGGUCGGGCCAGCUUUGGUAGCUCGGUCGCGAUUCAGAAGCUGCGCGAAAGCAAAUGGUUCGAUGCCGGCGAGGAGCGCAUCUUUUGCGCCGUGAUCGAGAACGGCUUUAUCGUCGAGGUGCGCCGUGAGAAGGAAACCGGCGACAGCUGGUUCGGAGUGGUGACCAUCGAGCAGAAGAAAUCAACCAAACCAACGGCAGAGCAUAUCAAAAUAUACUCCGUGCGCAUGAAGGACAACGAGAAGAAACCAAUGAAGGUGUACUGCGUCACACUGGCCCAUCUGUGGCAGCAGGGAUACCAACUGAGGAUAAACAACGUGGCCGACAGAACGAAGAAGGCACACCCCGAAAAGGACAUAUUAGCACAGAUCAAAUAUGCUUCCAAAUGUCAGAUGGUGUUCCAUAACAGUCAACAUUUUUCCGAAUUCUGUCGAUACGGUGAUCGGCCCCAAGAUAGCCGGAAGCGACAAGUAAGUGCGUUACUGAAACGAUUCGAGGACGCAUUGCAAGGAGCGCACAACAGCUACUUCUGAGCUAUACGACUGGUUACCGGAGAGCCUCACUGAAGAUUUCCGACUGCGCCAAAUGGGGCGGCAUCAAUAUGGGAGCAACACUCAUUUUCAUGGAAAUGCAGAAGAAGCAAAAGGCAGUAUCGCAGUAGAGUAAAAUAGGCGCGUGAUCGAAGUUGCCAUUUCGAUCGCUAAAUCGAUAGCUCGUGGAGCUCAAGAACUGGUCUUUAGCUUUAAGCAUUUCAAAAAGCAGAUACAACAGUUGAUAGCUAUUAUUGUGAGCUGCAUCACGGAUUUAGGUUCAUAUUCCAUCUGACCAUUUUAUGAUCUUAAUUUGUUACUUUGAUCUUUAAAUUCAAAUGUAGGUGCCUAGUGAUUUAGAAUAUGUAAUAGGUGUAAGAAACCCAGUACUGAUAAAAAUCACAAUUCAAAUUUUUUUUAGAAGUUUAAGACGUAUUUGAUUGAUGUUUAGAGCCAGCAGCUGCGCUCGAUAAGUUACCCCAACUUCUAUAACAUCGAUUUAAGCGAUCACGAGCCGGAGGCUCUAAGUGCAUUGCUCUGGUCGGCUAUUUGAAGAUCGGUCGUCCCCUUAUUGGUUUUGAUUGCCAACCCUUAUUGCGUGGUGCGCAAUAUAGUUACCACUUUAAAACGACCGUUUAAUAACUAAUACAAUAUUAAAAGGGAACAAGCCGAGCUAUACUUUUAGCAAGUCAGUUUAUGAAAGUUUAUUGGUGUAUCCAUAGCUUGUUCCAUGCUGAACAAUGAAUGAGUAAUUAUCGUUAUGAUAGAGUGGUAGAAUAACCUCGCACAAGGAAAGAUAAUAUCAUGCUUAUCUUUACCAAAGUUAAGAAGUACCAUUUUAUUCUUAUGAAAAUAUAUGUACAUUGUAAAAUGA
Messenger RNA from Anopheles nili, 1701 nucleotides. RefSeq lists its product as uncharacterized. The record is from RefSeq and is a predicted model, not a curated record. NCBI's taxonomy places the organism in Eukaryota, Metazoa, Arthropoda, Insecta, Diptera, Culicidae. The transcript has 4 exons. The coding region runs from base 216 to 830 and encodes 204 amino acids.